This is a messenger RNA of Aureobasidium subglaciale EXF-2481, 1530 nucleotides long. RefSeq lists its product as uncharacterized. Gene Ontology annotation, molecular function: transmembrane transporter activity. The coding region runs from base 1 to 1530 and encodes 509 amino acids. Lineage: Eukaryota; Fungi; Ascomycota; Dothideomycetes; Dothideales; Saccotheciaceae. The record is from RefSeq and is a predicted model, not a curated record. The transcript has 6 exons. Gene Ontology annotation, biological process: transmembrane transport. Gene Ontology annotation, cellular component: membrane.
AUGAGAGCCUCUCACGAACUCGACAAGGAAGGACACGCUGCCAUGCACAAAGAACUUGCCCACGAGACAGCUCAGGAAGUGGCCGCCCGUGGUGUCGCGGCUACCGACCAAUAUGGCAACUCUCUUCUUCAGUUCGAUGCUAAGGCUGAGGCUAAGCUGCGUACGAAGAUUGACUUCAUGGUGAUUCCUACCGUCAUGGUGCUAUAUCUCUUUUGCUUCAUCGAUCGAGCCAACAUCGGUAACGCUAAGAUUGCGCACUUAGAGAAGGAUCUGGGUCUUACCGGCUAUGACUACAAUGCUGUACUCUCUGUUUUCUAUAUCAGCUACAUCAUCUUCGAGAUUCCUUCGAAUAUGGCUUGCAAGUGGAUUGGACCCGGAUGGUUCAUUCCUGGUAUCUCCCUUGCAUUCGGACUCUGCUCCAUUGCCACUGCUUACGUCCACAAUUUCAGCCAGAUGUGUGCUGUUCGAUUCGUACUUGGCAUCUUUGAGGCAGGCAUGCUGCCUGGAAUUGCCUACUACCUCUCUCGUUGGUACAGACGCUCAGAGCUAGCUUUCCGUCUAGCUCUCUACGUGGUAGCUGCGCCUUUAGCUGGAGCUUUUGGUGGUCUCUUAGCUUCUGCCAUCUUGAGACUCGAUAGCUUUGCUGGUCUCCAUGCUUGGAGGAUGAUCUUCGCUAUUGAGGGUAUCGUCACUGUGUGUCUCUCGCUCAUCGGUUUCUUCACCCUCACAGACAGGCCUGCGACCGCCAGAUGGCUUUCACAGGAGGAGAAGGACUUGGCAAUCUCUCGUGUCAAGUCUGAGAGAGUCGGAGCAACCGAGGUCCUUGACAAGUUCGACCGCAAGAAGAUCUUCAAGGGAAUCUUCUCACCUGUCACUCUGGGCACUGCAGCAAUUUUCAUGCUCAACAACGUCACUGUCCAAGGCCUCGCCUUCUUCGCACCUACUAUCGUUCGCACGAUCUACCCUCACAACACUGUUGUCAGCCAACAGCUUCACACUGUUCCUCCUUAUGUGGUUGGUGGCUUCUUCUGUCUUUUGUUCCCUUAUAUCAGUUGGAAGACUGAUCGUCGUCUUCUCAUCUUGAUCUGCUCGGCUCCUCUAGUGAUGGUUGGAUACAUCAUGUUCCUAGCAAGUGAGGCACCCAUGGUCCGCUACGGCGCAACCUUCAUCAUCGCCUCUGGCGCCUUUGCAUUCGGCUCUCUCUGUAACGCCCAAGUCAGUGCAAACGUAGUCUCCGAUACAGCACGCAGUUCAGCCAUCGGAACCAACGUCAUGUUCGGCAAUAUCGGAGGCCUGAUCGCUACUUGGUCAUUCCUUCCCUUUGACGGACCUAACUACCACAUUGGUAACGGUCUGAAUUUGGGAACGUCCACCACUAUGCUGUGUCUCUGUAUCGCACUCUUGUUCUGGAUGAAGAGAGAUAACAAGGUCAGAGAGAGCAGAGAUGUUGACCAGGAGUUGGCCGGUACUACUCUGCUUGAGCAGCAGGAUAUGGAUUGGAAGCACCCCAGUUGGAGAUGGAGACCUUGA